AUGACGAAUCUGAACAACAGAUCAGGCCUUGGCAAUGCCGGCGUCGCCAGCGUGGCAUUUUGUGUAGCAAUUGCCACGGGCGUGGCAGCCUUAGCUGCCACUGGUGCCUCCGCCGCUGCCGGCAUCGCAGUGCUGGCGGCCACCGGAGCGGCGGUGGUGGGGGCCAGGAGCAGUGAUGCCGAUGAACCCUGCUGGGCCAGUCAUUGCGGUCGCCAGGAUCAGCUAAGUUCAGAACUGGUGGCCGUCCUGCCAGCUCAACGAGUGGAGCUGGACGUGUCGUCUCCGCUGACCAUCGACAGCGUCAAGGUGCGAAAGGUGCACUUCAACCUGACAAAGAACACUGUGCAUGAGAUUACUCCUUACUCAGAGGUCUAUGGUAUGCAUCCGCGUCUUUUGGGGAUUCAAAAGGGGUCCUCGACCUUGGAACCUCUGAAAGAUAGCGAUGAGGAUGACGAGAGCUCUGAGCUGGCGGACGGGAUUUUGGGCCAAUGGGCUUUGGCCAAAGUGUCCAAAUUUUGGCCACUUCUUGGCCUGACGGCCUUUUGGUUCUGCGUCCUGGGUCCUGCCACUUUCUUAGAGAUCACUUCCUGCAGCUUGCCCACUGGUUGGGAAGGCCUCGCCUACUUGAUGUAG
Cladocopium goreaui is the source of this 633-nucleotide messenger RNA. NCBI's taxonomy places the organism in Eukaryota, Dinophyceae, Suessiales, Symbiodiniaceae. The record is from the annotation of a GenBank genome assembly.